GCUGCUCAGUCCCCUUCCCCCCACCACAGCACAACACAGCACAGCACACGACUUCCCCUCCUCUCCCCCUCCCUCUUUCUCAUACUUUGAUUUGCUCUUGUAACGAACACGCACGCUCAUGUCAGCCACGAGCAUCAAAAACUACUACGGCAAGGGCACAGUGCAGGUGCCCGCCGAGGACGGGCAGACCGUCUACCGCCUCGCGAUCGCCGCCGACAAGCUCGUGACCCAGCCGCUCGCGGGGAUCGACGUCAUCCCGGACAUCGUCGCGUACGCCGCGCGCACGCACGGCACGAAGGACGCCGUCGGGUGGCGCGACGUGCUCGACAUCCACGAGGAGGCCAAGGAGGUGAAGAAGGUCGUCGGCGGGAAGGAGGUCACGGAGACGAAGAAGUGGAAGUACUUUGAGCUGAGCGAGUACAGGUAUCAUACGUUUGUCGACUUUCAGAGCCGCGUGAGCGAGCUGGCGCGGGGGCUGGUGAAGCAUGGGAUGACGCGGGAGGACGUGUUCAAUGUGUAUUCGCAGACGAGCGCGAACUGGCAGCUCGUGUCCCACGCCUGCACGUCCAUCUCGACGGCCGUCGCGACAGCGUACGACACCCUCGGCGAAGCCGGCCUCACGCACUCGCUCAACGAGCCGCACUGCGCCGGCGUGUUCACCAAUGCCGAGCUGCUCCCCACGCUCGCCAAGGUCCUGCCCAACACACCCGCGGUCCGCCUCGUCGUGUACGACGGCGACGCCAAGCCUGCGCUGCUCGAGCAGCUGCGCGCCGCGCGCGAGGGCGUCGUCGUCCUCAGCAUCGAAGAGCUGCGCGAGGCCGGGGCCGGCGAGCCCGCGGAGGCGCUCGCGGAGCGCCGGCCGAAGCCGGAGGACGUCGCGCUGAUCAUGUACACGUCCGGGUCGACGGGCGCGCCCAAGGGCGUCGUGCUGACGCACGCAAACAUCGUCGCUGCCGUCGGCGCGGUGUACGUGCUGCUCGGGCACCAUCUGCGGCCGGAGGACACGUUCCUCGCGUACCUGCCGCUCGCGCACAUCCUCGAGUACAUCGUCGAGCUGUCGCUGUUCUUCGUGGGGAUGAAGACGGGGUACGGGCGCGUGAAGACGCUGACGGACGCGAGCGUGCGGCGGUGCAAGGGGGAUAUUGUGACGUUCAAGCCGUCGAUCAUGGUCGGCGUGCCCGCGGUGUGGGAGCUCAUCCGCAAGGGCAUUCUGGGCAAGGUGAACAGCGGCGGGUCGAUCCGCAAGAGCGUGUUCAACGGCGCGCUCGCGGCGAAGAAGAGCAACUUUCCGGUGCUCAGUCAGGUCGCGGACGCGGCGGUGCUGAGCAAUGUGCGCGCGGCGACGGGCGGGAAUCUGCGGAUCGCGCUGAGCGGAGGGGCGGCGCUGAGCAGGGAGACGCAGGAGUUUUUGAGCGUCGCGCUUGUUAUGAUGCUGCAGGGCUACGGCAUGACCGAGUCGUGCGGCAUGUGCGCCGUCCUCCCCCCCGAACUGAUGCAAUACGGCUCCGUCGGGCUGCCGAUGCCGUCCACGGAGAUCAAGCUCGCGGACGUGCCCGAGGCGGGAUAUCUGUCGAGCAACAGCCCGCCGCAGGGCGAGGUGUGCAUCCGCGGGCCGUCGGUCACGAAGGGGUACUAUAAGCGGGACGAUCUGAACGAUGACGAGAGCAUUUUUACCAAGGACGGGUGGCUCCGCACGGGCGAUGUGGGGCAGUUUAAUGCGGAUGGGACGUUGACGCUUAUUGACCGGAUCAAGAACCUGGUCAAGUUACAGGGUGGCGAGUACAUCGCGCUGGAGUCGCUGGAGUCGACGUACAAGUCGUCGAACCUCGUCUCGAACAUCUGCCUGUACGCGACCGCGGACGCGAAGCAGCCGAUCGCGAUUGUGUUCCCGCACGAGUCGAACCUGCGGCAGACGCUCAAGGACGGCAAGGCGAUCGCGGGUGCGGACGCGGGCGCGGACGAGCUGCAGACGCUGUGUGCGCAUGCGGGCGUGAAGGAGCUUGUGCUGAAGGAUCUGAACGCGGUGGGGAAGAAGAACGGGUUCAGGCCGAUGGAGAUGCUGCAGGCGGUGGUGCUGACGGAGGUGGAGUGGACGGCGGAGAACGGGCUUGUUACUGCUGCGCAGAAGAUUCAGCGGUCGAAGAUUAGCAAGAAGUAUGAGGGGGAGAUUAAGGAGGCGUACAAGGGUCAGUAGAUGGGUAUCGAUGGGCGGGGCGAAUGAAGAGUCCGCGGAUAUGCGUGUAAUGACAAGGUUAUGAUUUCUUGUAGAGGAUUGUAGUGUAUAUACCAGCGUAUUCGACGAGUG
Coniophora puteana RWD-64-598 SS2 is the source of this 2305-nucleotide messenger RNA. RefSeq names its product long-chain-fatty-acid-CoA-ligase. Gene Ontology annotation, cellular component: lipid droplet; endoplasmic reticulum; plasma membrane. The record is from RefSeq and is a predicted model, not a curated record. Gene Ontology annotation, biological process: long-chain fatty-acyl-CoA metabolic process; long-chain fatty acid metabolic process. NCBI's taxonomy places the organism in Eukaryota, Fungi, Basidiomycota, Agaricomycetes, Boletales, Coniophoraceae. Gene Ontology annotation, molecular function: long-chain fatty acid-CoA ligase activity. Bases 119 to 2194 code for a protein of 691 amino acids. The transcript is spliced from 6 exons.